Messenger RNA from Aspergillus fijiensis CBS 313.89, 611 nucleotides. RefSeq lists its product as uncharacterized. Lineage: Eukaryota; Fungi; Ascomycota; Eurotiomycetes; Eurotiales; Aspergillaceae. The record is from RefSeq and is a predicted model, not a curated record. Bases 172 to 519 code for a protein of 115 amino acids. The transcript has a single exon.
GACCUGAAUCUCCAGCCAUCUAUCUAUUCUUCUUUCAUACUCUCUGAGCGGGCUCAUGAUAUCAUCGUCGUCGUCCAUCACCACCAACAUCAUCAUCCCGUCUAUCUGCUGGUACCGUCAUCGACCGUUUGAACACAGAUCGGGCUUUGCGUGACAUAUAGGUUCAAGCAUAUGUAUUCUCAUUCGCACUUUCCAUUUGUUUCUUGUGCCCUCGAAGCGUCUUCCGUCCAUAGCUAUUACUACUGUUCAAAUACCAUCAAGUCCAUGGAUCAAUUGAUUACAACCCUUUUCACCUUUUUGUCCUGUUCACGACGAAGGGAAUACUACAGUACAUGGUACACAGAAUCAGGGUGUCGCUCACAUGAUAAUAGGCCAACACAAUCCAGCUUUCAUUCCAAACUAGCAACAAUAGCACUAGCAUCCAAGGUUCAAUACAUUAGAGAAACGUGUUUUAGAGCAGCGGCUUGUCGCUUGGUGAUUAUAAUCAAUACAAUCAAGCUACGCCUCCUGGCAAAUUGAAGGUAAAUGAGGAGAAAAUAUGGGACUCGGAGGUCAGAGGCACAUGAUAACGAAAGAGGCCACAAGUGACUUGGUUCCUUUGCGAAACCAAC